AUGUUUCGUGUAAAAUGUAUCUCUUUAUGUGAAUCUACAAAUAAUAUGUUAUUCAACUUUUCAAAUAUUCUGAAUACAUCAAAGAAGCAUUUAUCAAAAUGUGCUAGAAAUUUAACAACAAUCGCGGAAGUAAAAAAUGAUAAUGUAUCAGAAAAGCCAUUGCUAUGGCAUCAAGCAAAACCAUAUUCUGAAAUUCCGGGGACAAAAACGACUUUGGAAAAUAUAAGAAGUUUCUUACCAGGGGGUAAAUUAUACAACGUAUCAUUAAAAGAUCUUCACCAAACAAUGAAUAAGGAGUAUGGAGACUUAGCAAAAUUGAAAGGAUUUCUUGGAAAACCAGAUUUUGUAUUUGCAUUUAAUCCCAAAGAUAUUGAAAAGGUCUAUCGUAAUGAAGGAUUAUGGCCUAACAGAAGAGAAUUCCAAGUUUUUGCAUAUUUUCGAAGAAAUAUUCGUCCUGAUAUUUAUGGUGACAAUGCUGGUCUUCUUGUGGAACAUGAAGAAAAAUGGAAGGAAUUACGAGGAAAAGUCAAUCCUGUCAUGAUGCAACCGAGAGUAGUCAAACAAUAUAUCAAAUCAGUAGAGGAUGUUUCUGACGAUUUUAUCUCAAAGAUGGCGCAGAUGCGAGAUUCAAAACAAGAAUUGCCCAGCAAUUUUAUUAUUUAUUUGAACAAAUGGGCUUUGGAAUCUAUCAGCAGUAUUGCUUUGGAUACCAGAUUAGGAUGUUUAGAAGAUAGUGCUGAUAAAAAUUCUGAUUCUGAAAAAAUGAUUCGGAGUGUGCACGAUUUUCUCGAAAUGACUUUUAAGUUAGAGUUUUUUCCAUCGUUCUGGAAGUAUGUAUCCACACCCGGUUUUGUUAAAUUAAUGAAUGCCUUAGAUACAAUUACAAAUAUAUCUCUGAAAAAAGUUGAUGAAGCUGUAGAACGAAUAAAAAAUAAUCCUAAUGCAAAACCAGAAUCAGAAGCAAGUGUUUUAGAGAAACUUCUCAAGAUUGAUAAAAAAGUUGCUGUAGUAAUGGCCAUGGAUAUGUUGUUAGCAGGAGUUGAUACUACAUCAAAUAGUACAGCAUUUUUGCUGUAUUUUCUGGCUACGAAUCAGAAAUGCCAAAACAAACUUCGUGAAGAAAUCAGAACAAUUCUGCCAAAUAAGGAUUCACAUGUAAAUAACGAAUCAUUUCACCAUUUGCCGUAUUUGAGAGCUUGUAUGAAAGAGUCGAGUAGAAUAUUGCCAAUAAUUGGAGGCACUGUUAGAAAAGUACCAGUCGAUAUUGUUUUAUCAGGAUAUCAAAUUCCAAUGGGGACCGAGGUGGUUCUAAGUCAUCUUACUACAUCAAUGAAAAGCAGUCAAUUCCCUGAACCUGAAAAAUUCAUGCCAGAACGAUGGCUGAGCAGCCAGGAAUCAGAAGGAUGUCCUUUAGCAAAAAAUGCUCAUCCAUUUUCGCACAUGCCAUUCGGCUUUGGGCCUCGCAGCUGCGUUGGGAAAAGAUUUGCAGAUUUGGAAAUGGAAACUUUUAUAAUGAAAUUACUUAGAAAUUAUAAAAUUGAGUGGAAUUAUGGUGAAUUAAAAGUAACGACAAAACUUGUCGCUCAUCCAGAAACACCACUGAAGUUUAAAUUAACUGAAAUUUAAUUGUA
Molecule: messenger RNA, 1631 nt
Organism: Ctenocephalides felis (cat flea)
Lineage: Eukaryota; Metazoa; Arthropoda; Insecta; Siphonaptera; Pulicidae
Product: probable cytochrome P450 12a5, mitochondrial
Exons: 9
Coding region: 1-1626 (541 amino acids)
Molecular function (GO): iron ion binding; heme binding; monooxygenase activity
Source: RefSeq, a predicted model, not a curated record